Molecule: messenger RNA, 864 nt
Organism: Linum trigynum
Lineage: Eukaryota; Viridiplantae; Streptophyta; Magnoliopsida; Malpighiales; Linaceae
Source: the annotation of a GenBank genome assembly
AUGGCUUGCUUAACCCUUUUCCGACCAUCAUUUUUCUCUCUGUAUUCCUCUCCCUCUCCCCCUUCCUCUGUUUCCCAUCUCUGCUCCUCCACAACUUACGCCAGGUACACAGCAACUUUACCUUCUACUAAUCCUUCGAUUCGCUGUUCUUGCUCGAACCCUUCCGAUUCCCCUCGGAAGCCCUCGACUCUGAGUUCUUGGUCCAACCAUUCAUGGGUUCUGGUUCCAAUCCUUCGCGAGAUCGGAGGGAAGACUUCCUCGCACACCAAGAAAUGGGUUUCUCUAUUGCAAUCCUACAGCCAGGAAGCGGACAAGGAAGCGGGCGGUGGGAAUUAUUUGCAUAACAGUGGGUUUGGAUUGGCAUUGUUGAGCAUAACCUCCAACGCUAGAGUCAAAUUUAGUCCGUUUGUGGCAGCACUGGCGGCGAACCCAACUUUCUUGUCCGGUCUGCUGGCCUGGUUCGCUGCUCAAUCGAUUAAGGUGUGUCUAAAUUUCUUCGUGGAGAGGAGAUGGGAUUUCAGGAUUUUGUUUGCAUCAGGUGGGAUGCCGUCUUCCCACUCUGCUCUCUGUACUGCUUUGACGACGUCGGUAGCGUUUUGCCAUGGCGUAGCUGAUUCUUUGUUUCCAGUUUGCUUGGGGUUUAGCCUUAUAGUUAUGUACGAUGCUAUUGGCGUCAGACGCCAUGCCGGGAUGCAAGCUGAGGUUCUCAAUAUGAUCGUUGAGGACAUGUUCCAAGGCCAUCCAAUAAGUGAAAGAAAGUUGAAGGAACUUCUGGGUCAUACUCCAUCCCAAGUCGUUGCUGGAGCUUUGCUAGGGAUCUUGGCAGCCUGUAUUUGUUGCCAGAGUGGCUUAGUUGCGACCUAA